Toxorhynchites rutilus septentrionalis is the source of this 1296-nucleotide messenger RNA. RefSeq lists its product as uncharacterized. The record is from RefSeq and is a predicted model, not a curated record. The transcript is spliced from 2 exons. NCBI's taxonomy places the organism in Eukaryota, Metazoa, Arthropoda, Insecta, Diptera, Culicidae. Gene Ontology annotation, molecular function: nucleic acid binding. Bases 1 to 1296 code for a protein of 431 amino acids.
AUGACGAAAUCAUUAACUGGGAACGCUUUUCGAAGUUCGAGAGGCUCCAAAGAACAGUUGCAUACAUCCACCGCUUCACAGACAACUGUAGACCCAAGGCGGCAAAACAACCCCUGCCAGGAAGAAAUCUAUAGAGCUGAAAAUACCCUAUGGCGAUCGGCGCAGCUAGCUGAGUUUCCGGAAGAGAUGGUUCGACUCCAGAUGACAAAAGAUGGACGAAAAUCGAAACUCAACCAAGGUAGCCGUCUCUACAAGCUAUCACCGUUCAUCGACGAAUGGGUAGUAGCGCGAAUGGACACUCGAAUCGCUGGGGCAAUCUUCGUUCCGCACGAUACUAGAUUCCCAAUCAUUCUCCCGAAAGGUCAUCGCCUCACCACCCUAGUUGUGGAGUGGUAUCACCGACAUUAUCUGCAUGCGAACAAUGAAACCGUUAUCAACGAGGUCCGCCAGCGAUUUCACGUUCCCUGUCUCCGAGCACUAGUCAGGAAACUCUCCAGAACCUUCAAGGUCGGACGUUCUCUGGCCAAACCAUGGGUGGCGCUGUUUACGUGCCUCACCAUUCGGGCCGUCCAUCUGGAGGUGGUACACUCCCUUUCCGCUGAAGCCUGUAAGAUGGCGAUACGACGAUCCGUAGUGCUGCAUGGAUCACCCUUGGAGAUUAGUAGUGAUAACGGCACCAACUUCCUCGGAGCCAACCGUGAGCUACAGCAUCAGAUCCUGGAUAUGAACCAACAGCUAUCCGCCGUGUUCACCAACGCUGCCACCAAGUGGGUAUUCAAUCCGUCCGUCCGCAUGGUUGGUUCGUGGGAGAGGCUCGUCCGGUCGAUCAAGAUCGCCUUUUCGUCCCUGAAUAGCAGCAGAAACCCGGACGACGAAACUCUUCUCACAUUGAUGACCGAAUCUGAAGGGAUAGUCAACUCUAGACCUCUAACAUUUGUACCGCUGGAAGCGGAAUCGCAAGAAGCUCUCACGCCAAAUCAUUUUCUGCUGCUGAGGUCGCAGGGAGUUGCUCAACCUCCGAAGCCUAUAUCUGGAUGUCCUGAAUCUCUUCGGACCAACUGGAGACUGACCACUAACCUUGUGGAUCAAUUUUGGAGCCGCUGGGUGCGAGAGUAUAGCCCGACCAUUGCUGGUCGUACCAAAUGGUACGGAGAGGUGAAAGAACCGAAAGUUGGAGACCUAGCUGUCGUCGUGGAUCCGUCGGUCUGGAACGUAUGGCUGCGAGGACGUAUUGUUUCCGUAAUGAAGGGGAGAGAUGGGCGAAGUAGACAAGUUCAAGUGAAGACGCCAGGAUGA